GAGGGGUCAAUCCAUGCUACCCCGCAGCGGGGCCAAAGCCCACCAAGCUGUCGAAAGUGCAUGAUGUUGCCGAUCAUGAUUUGAGAAUAACUUCUUUACAUUGAUCCGAGAAUUCAUUCUUCGAUCUGGAUGAGACCUCACAGAGAAGCGACAAGAUGGCAUCUACCCUGCCCAAGCUCAUGAAAGCACAAUUCCUGGACGACUUCAAGAAGCCAUAUGAACUCCGUUCGACGCCGCUACCAGCACUAACAUCAUCUCAUGAUCUAUUAAUCAAGGUCGAUGCGGCGUCGUAUUGCCACACGGAUGCGGUGCUAGCAGAUGGGCUUAUGCCGCCUUAUCCGCCAUCGUUUCCACAUGUCGGUUGUCAUGAGUUUGCAGGCACAAUUGUGGCUCUGCCCUCAGACACAUCAACCUCAUCAUUCAAAAUUGGUGACAGGAUUGGUGUCCCAGGACGAGGAUUUCAUCCUUGCGAAUCAUGCUUUGAGUGCUUGAGCUACUCGGACCCUGAGAGCGAUCCACCAGGCUUCUCAGUCUACUGCCCAAAAGCGAAGAAUCAUGGAAUCGGAGCAGAUGGUGGAUUCAGGGAAUAUGCGGUAGUGGAUGAAAGACAAGUCGCUCUGAUACCGGAAGCGCUGAAUGCGGUCGAGACAGCACCUUUGAUGUGUGCUGGAGUUACGAUAUAUGCUGCGAUCAAAAGAUGUGGUUUGAAGCCAGGACAGAGAGUCGGUAUCUUAGGUGCUGGUGGUGGUUUGGGACACCUAGGACUGCAAUUUGCCACGAAGAUGGGGUUGAAAACAUACGGCAUGGACAACUCCGAAGUUGCCUUGCAAUUGGCACGUGGCCUCGAGACUGGUGCCAAAAUUGUCGAUGUGAGGACGGAAGAAGCAGAAAAGGUAGUCCAGCAGAUUGGAGAAGAAGACGGCAAGACGAUUCGAGGAGAAAUGGGACUGGAUGCUGUGAUCAUUCUGCCAGAAAGUCAAAAGGCCUUCGACUACGGAAUUAACCUUCUGCGAAAUCAUGGAAAGUGUGUGGUUGUGUCGUUUCCUGAUAAGGGUUUUCAUCUCUCAGCACAUGCCGUGGUAUUUCGAGAUAUUUCCAUAAUUGGCAGCUUGGUCGGAAGUAACAAGACUCUGAAUGAGAUGCUGCAAUUUGCAGCCAAGCAUAAUGUGAAGGCGAUCGUGAAGAGGUAUCCGCUGUCAAAAUUGAACGAGCUUGUGGAGGAGUACCAUAAAGGUGGCGGGGGAAAACUGGUGAUUGACAUGUCCAUGGAGGACAGUUCGUGAAUAAAAUGAUUCAAGUCUGAUCAGGUCUUUGUAGUUCGUAUUU
Mollisia scopiformis is the source of this 1326-nucleotide messenger RNA. RefSeq names its product alcohol dehydrogenase-like protein. Gene Ontology annotation, molecular function: oxidoreductase activity. The transcript has a single exon. NCBI's taxonomy places the organism in Eukaryota, Fungi, Ascomycota, Leotiomycetes, Helotiales, Mollisiaceae. The coding region runs from base 156 to 1283 and encodes 375 amino acids. The record is from RefSeq and is a predicted model, not a curated record.